Messenger RNA from Bipolaris sorokiniana ND90Pr, 822 nucleotides. RefSeq lists its product as uncharacterized. The record is from RefSeq and is a predicted model, not a curated record. Lineage: Eukaryota; Fungi; Ascomycota; Dothideomycetes; Pleosporales; Pleosporaceae. Bases 1 to 822 code for a protein of 273 amino acids. The transcript is spliced from 3 exons.
AUGGCCGACACAAAGAAGCCCAAAUUCAGUCUGCCACCAUUAAUCGCCAAAGUCCAGUCUCUACUCCGUCGGAAACAAGAUGACUCACCCAUGUUCAACCACCCAUUUGAUACAAACUCAUGUCCACAUCACCGGAUAGCACGAAAAAUCUAUGGAGCCUCUCUCCUCACUCUCUUCAUCACCUCCAUACUCGUCAUGACGCUCAAGGCAAUCACAUACAGCUUCGUCGAAGACAACCGCAUGACCGGCUUCGUAUUCGACCCAGACACAACCAGUGGCACGAACAGAAACAUUAUCAUGGCCGCCUUACCCAGGAUGCUCCAUACCUUACCAACCAAACUCUCCAUCAUUGUUGCAGCCAUCAGUCUCUCCCUCGCCACAGGCCACCUAGCCCUCGUAAUCGUCGAUUGGAAGAGUGGGAAAAGAACCCAGUCCAACGCCUUCCGCCGCAACACAAUGUUCAUCCACAUCAUCAACGCCAUCCUCGUCCUCUUCGCCCUCGUCGCAAUCUACACCACCCACACAAACUCUGCUCGCUACCGGCCCACCUACAUUUCCGAACUCACCUCCAACACCACCUCUACCACCCCAACCAUUGCCAGCCCUUCCGACCCCGUCUUCCGCUACGACCGCGGCACCUUCGACCUCGAAACUUGGGUUUGUGCCCUUAAAGGCGUCGAAGGCGCUGGCAUGGUUCGAGACGAUUACGCUAAGCAGUGUUCGAUUGAGACGGCGGGGCGCGCGGCCAUGGUGCCAUUUCUUGUUGCGGCGUGGGUUGUUGCUGGGGGGGUGGACGAAGGGGGCCAGAUGGGGAGAGGAUGA